CACCAUAACAAAACCCUCCUCCUUUUACUUUCGUCGGAGUUUUUGGUUGACGAGGUUCAGCUGGUUCACUCAGCUGUUCGUUGUGUUUUAUAUAUCGGAGCCUGUCGACUGAAGCUGAAGUCAUGUUUCUGAAGGUGGUCGUCCCGCUCGUGGCCCUCUGCCUGGCCGUGGGGAGCUCGAGUCUCGUCGGAGCGCCGAUGGACGGGAACCUCUCUGACCCGGGCGUUCAGGAUGCCCUGCAGUUCGCGGUGGCGCAGCACAACAGAGCCACCAACGACAUGUUUGUCAGUAAAGUUUCCAGGGUGAUCCGUGUUCAGAAACAGGUUGUUUCUGGAAUAAAGUACAUCUUCACCGUUGAGAUGGCCAGGACUUCCUGCAGGAAGGAUGGUGUUGAGGAAGACUGUCCAGUCCACUCAGACCCAGCUCUUGCAAGACUGCAAAAGUGCAAGCUUGCCGUCUGGAGUCAGCCUUGGAUGAAAACCAACAAAGUUGUUGAGAAUACCUGCAAGUAGAGCUCCUUUACCAUGCAGCACAUUUUCUCCCCUCUCCAGUGGAACCAAUUAAUCCUAAGUUUUUACCUAAUUUGAAUGUGCCGAAUGCAUCCAAUAUCUUCAGCUUGGUUGUAAUUGGUUAAAAAUGCUUUGACUAACUCUUUCUCCUGUAAUCACCCUAAAACAGGUUUCCACUAUAUGUAUAAUUCAAACCAAAUGUACUGGCAGUUUGAUGUACUAUUAAAAGAUUCCUGAAAACAUAUGUGGUACAUUUAUUGUAUUAAAAUUCAAGAUGGA
Colossoma macropomum (tambaqui) is the source of this 788-nucleotide messenger RNA. Its product is annotated as cystatin-like. Bases 123 to 512 code for a protein of 129 amino acids. The transcript is spliced from 3 exons. Gene Ontology annotation, molecular function: cysteine-type endopeptidase inhibitor activity. NCBI's taxonomy places the organism in Eukaryota, Metazoa, Chordata, Actinopteri, Characiformes, Serrasalmidae. The record is from RefSeq and is a predicted model, not a curated record.